This is a messenger RNA of Vitis vinifera (wine grape), 1215 nucleotides long. Its product is annotated as F-box protein SKIP23-like. The record is from RefSeq and is a predicted model, not a curated record. Lineage: Eukaryota; Viridiplantae; Streptophyta; Magnoliopsida; Vitales; Vitaceae. Bases 1 to 1215 code for a protein of 404 amino acids. Gene Ontology annotation, molecular function: protein binding. The transcript has 2 exons.
AUGGAGGACGAUUGUGAAUGGGCUUGGCUCCCCAAGAACUUACUGCACUCCAUAUUAGACCAACUACAGCCAAUGGAAGAUGUUAUCAGAUUCAGCGCCGUUUGUACGGAAUGGCGUUCUGUUGCGGUAGAGAAUUUCGAAAGUCGCUCUCUUCAUCGAAGACAAGUUCCAUUCUUGAUGAGUCGUACAAAAGACAAUAUCGGUAAUUUACACAGCGUGACCCAGAAGAAGAUGUAUAAAUUCCGGUUUCCAAUGCCUGACAAUAUGAAGUGUUGCGGCUCUUCCCUCGGUUGGUUGAUUAUGCUCGAUGUCACCAUGGACGUCAUCCUCUUCAAUCCCUUCUCCGGCAACACCAUUACUUUUCCUCCCAUUCGACGAUUGGUAUUUGAGAAACGUUAUGCACUAGAAUAUGACUAUAUCCACGGUCUCUCUGCUCUCAAGCGAUAUGAAUAUGAAAUACGAAUACGAGAAGAACAUGGGGAAGAAGAAUUGGAAAACAGGUUAGCCUUCAUUAAAUCUGGUGAUGAAGAUUGGACUUACAUUGAUGAUAAAACUAGUGGCUUUGAUUAUCUCUUUAAGACAAGUCCUCGAGUUAAGGGUUUUCGGUAUUUCGAGGAUAUCCUUUAUUGGAAAAGCCAGUUUUAUGCUGUGGAUAGCCUCGGAAAACUUCUAUCUUGUGAAAUCAAUACAAAUUUUACCAAUUUGAGGGUUAAGAUUGUUGAUGUUCCAAAGAGGGGAAUUGGGGCCGACCCUAUUUCAACUUCAACUUCUUUUCAAGAAGUUGUUCAAAGUCUAAGAGAAGAUGUUCAAAGUCCUUUCUUUGAAGGUAAUAUAAGUGUUUGGUCCGCCUUUUUGGUAGAAUCCGUUGAAGGUGAUUUACUUUGGGUUCCCAAAUUCAGGUCUAAUUUUCUUACUAGGAAAUUUUGCGUUUAUAAGCUAGUAGAUAAUGGUGGGAAUGUAGGGUGGGUUGAGAAAGAGGAUUUGGGUGAUGCCUCCUUAUUCCUAGGAGACAACCAUUCUAUUUUAGUUCGAUGUCAGCCAAGCUCCAUAUAUUUCGUGGACAAGGAGGAUGAGACUGUAUGGUGUUAUCCUGGUUAUCCUUUUGACAUGGGUGUAUACAACUUGGAACAUAAAGCAGUUGCACGAGACUACCAAUUGAAUCCUUCCCAAAGGUUGAACCCACCUCCAAUUUGGAUACUGCCUACAUUCAUGUGA